AUGGAAAAUCCCAGUGCUAGUCGAGGCCCUUCCAAACUGGAACAGGCCCAGCAACAGGUAAAUGAAGUUGUGGGCAUCAUGAGAGUGAAUGUCGAAAAAGUUCUCGAGAGGGAUCAAAAGCUGUCUGAACUUGACAGUAGAGCAGAUGCUUUACAAGAAGGUGGUAAACGCUUUGAACAACAAGCUCAGAAACUGAAAAGGAAGUACUGGUGGAAGAACAUCAAGAUGAUGAUUAUAAUAGUGUCCUUAACUGGAGGUGGUGAAAGUACCAAAGCCGUCACAAACGCUUCACCCACAGCUCAACCCUAA
This is a messenger RNA of Leptinotarsa decemlineata (Colorado potato beetle), 309 nucleotides long. Its product is annotated as vesicle-associated membrane protein 3. Gene Ontology annotation, cellular component: membrane. NCBI's taxonomy places the organism in Eukaryota, Metazoa, Arthropoda, Insecta, Coleoptera, Chrysomelidae. The record is from RefSeq and is a predicted model, not a curated record. Gene Ontology annotation, biological process: vesicle-mediated transport.